CGGGGCCUGGCAGUGCGGAGCCGGGAGUCGAGCAGCCCAGCUUUCCCGUCUUUGUCGUUUCGUGCUCCCUCCGUUGCGGCGCUUUCUUGUCCCGUACAAGAAUACAAAGAGAGUCCUGACCAGUAUGAACUAGAGACGGAGGAUGAGAGCGGCGGGGGGAGCAGCGGGACACGAGCUGCCGAAGUGGACGAACCUGUAGCCCCCAACGGACUAAAAGACUGGAAACGAAGCUUCGCCGAUGUACACACUGGAUUCUACCCACCAAAGAGUGUCGAAAUCUGUCGAAGAGGGGUGGCUUUUCUCGCUCAGGAUUGCGGGGCUUUAAAGGGGAGAUCAUGGAUAAAACUUUGCACAUACUCCAGAAAUCCGCAGACAGUGUUACAACUGGGAUCUCCCUGGAUAUGAGUUUAAACGUGGACGAAGGGGAAGAUUUCCCGGAACAGCCGAUCAUGGGGUUACGAGACAAAAUACCUCUGGUGAAACCUUAUUUCAAGAAGAAACAGAGGAAAUUGGAUGCCAAAUGCCUGCAUCAUGCUCUGGAGGAUCCUAUACUGUCCAGUUUGCUGAGCACGGACACGCUGGUCCCCGGAGACAUGGUAUUUGUUCCCCGGAGCCAGCCAGGCCGGACGCCUGGAAAUCUGUGUGCGGCCGCUGUGGUGAAGCAGAGCUGUGUGGGGCAGGUGUGCCUGAAAGACCCAGGAGCUACUGAAGACGCCACAGCUGCAGCAGCAGUGACCGGCUUAAUGAGUCAGGAUGUUGAUGUGGAAAUAGCUGAUACUACUGCAGAGCUGGAAGAGACGGAGCGGCGGGGAGAGCGUCCCAAGGUGGCCGAUUCUACCGCCGACUGCUUUCAACUGAAACCCGGCCUUGGAGUGGUGGGUGCCACAGAGACAAAUACACCCCCAGGAAGGAAUAUACCUCCCAUAGUUGCACCCAAGGUUUCUCAUCAAGAAGAAUCCAUCAAAAACAAAGAACUCUUAGCCUCUGUUGGUGGGAAUCUUCCAGUCAAAGACUGCACUGGAAUCCAGGACCCUCAUCCGCUCCUCCUGCAACAGCCUGUCAAAGGAGCGCUAUUUCAGGAUAAAAGCGAGGAGGCCUCCCUGGACCUGGUUUUUGAGCUCCUCACUCAGCUCCAGUAUCACACACACCAGGCAGACUCAGUGGACAUUUGUGUGGAUUUUCUUCAAGGACAGUGCGCUUAUGGCAAUGACUGUGCCCACCACCACACUGUCUUGCCAUACCACUGGCAGAUACGCAAGAGCAGCAGUCAGACAUGGCAGAGCAUAGCAGACGACUCCCAGGAACAACUGGAGAGACUGUAUUGCAACCCGGACACUGAGCACGCUAGGCUUAAAACUCAGGGCCGAGUGUUUACCCUAAACUUUGGGACAAUGCAAGUGUGUGACCUCGAGUUUGACUGUGUUCGGCGGCUGACUACUCCCCCCAGCCCUCUCCCCGUGCCUGCAACAACCCCAAACCCCACACCCAGCUGUCACACAGUGUGGAAGUACUACUGCAGAGACAAUUUUGGCUGGAGGGAAUACUCCGAGCCGGUGGUAAAACUCAUAGAAGAGGCGAGUUCAAGAGGUCUUAAAGAAGUGCGAUUCAUUACUCUACAGAACCAGUACAUCCUCAACAUCAUAGAGGGCUUCCAGCAGAACGCAGUCUUUGGAUUCCGGCGUCAGAUCAAGAAGCGGCCCAUGUUCAUGUCCUCUGUGAUGCUUACACCACAUCUACAGACCUUGGGUGGCCUCUCUACGUCUCCUCUCGCCGCCCCCUCCUCCCUUUGUGCCUCCACGCCCAUGGAUACCUCGGCCUCGCAGCCUCUUUCACCAACAAGCACCAACCAACCCAGCCUUUUUCCAGAAACGUGGCUGCCCAUGCCAGUGAGCCAGGACUUCCUGCGGGUGCCCGUGUCUCGGGAAGACCGCAGCUAUAGGACCGUUUACAGCCUGUUCCACAAGACGGUGUCUGAGACCAAGUUCAGGAUCAUCAAGAUCCAGCGAGUACAAAACCCAUUUCUCUGGGAGAAGUACAAGAGGAAGAAGGAGUACAUGUCAAGGCGUAUGUCGGAAAUGGACCGCCUGCUGAGCGAGCGCCACCUCUUCCACGGCACCUCAGCCGACGUGGUGGAGGGCAUCUGCAAGCACAACUUCGACCCGCGCGUCUGCGGGAAACACGCCACCAUGUUUGGCCAGGGUUCCUACUUUGCUCGCAAAGCGGUUUACUCCCACAAUUUCUCCAAGCGCUCGCCCAAAGGAGUCCAUUGCAUGUUCCUGGCCAAAGUCCUCACUGGGAGGUUCACAGUAGGAAAUCCCUCCAUGCGACGGCCUCCUCCCAUCAACCCCCGUGACCCCUCUAGUGACCUUUAUGACUCCUGUGUGGACAACUGGGUGGACCCCCAGAUCUAUGUCAUCUUCAACGAUGACCAGAGCUACCCUUACUUUAUCAUCCACUACGAGGAGGUUCCCAGCACAGUGGCCAUCUAAGCUCUUCACCGGAACGCAGCUUCUUUACGUUGCAAAGGCUUAAGUUAUAGUCUGUUUGUGGUCUGUCCAGGCGGUGGCCGGGUGGAGCAGACGUUUUGGAAAUUGCUUAAGUGUAACCAGUUGGAACGGUUUCAUCCACCCGUUUGCUGUAAACAGAUGAAACUGGAGUGUGUUUGCAAACACGCCGUUCGGCUGGACUACAUGGGAGAGCAGGACCGACUCCACUGGACAAAACUGGAAAGGACAACGCCUGUUUCAUGAGUGGACCCUCUGAUAACUGUUAUAGCGAUGGGGUCGUCUUAGGGCACAGGAGGAUUAACAUUAUUUUAGAGACAAAAACAAACCUCAUUAGCAGUUCAACUCAGCCGUGUGUCUGGACAUGAACUUGUUUCCCCAACAAAACACUGUUCAAGGCAGUAUCCUGCCAGUAAUGUGAAUGACCAGCUGGCUCUACGGUUAAUCUUAGGAAUCAGCAGUCUGGGGCCUGCAUAGAGAAACCGGGUCAUCGUUGACCCGCUUGUCAUAAAUUCCAGUGAGCGACCAGCUAGCUUCUGAGCAAUACGUCAUUUUAAAAAAAAAAAAAAAAACAUCCUUCCCUCACUAAUCUCUAUGCUGCGUGUUUGAAUCUCAAAUUCUGUGGCCAUUCAUUUUUGGCCUCUUCACGCAGACGGUGGACGAGAGCCUCAGAGGGACAUCUGCAUACUGUAAACCUCCUGGCAGAGGAUUCAAAUGAAGCUGCUCUUUGCUGUUUUGUUCUUUUUUCUUCCAUGUUUGCACCCUUCACUGCGGUUCCUCUUGAAGGUACUAAAAGGUGUGCGGAUUGAUGCUAAGACCCGGGACUGGAGGCGACGCCGCUGGCGGCGGCGGCGGCGGCAGCGCUGUCGCAUUGUGUCAACACGUCAGCUGAAGCUCAUCUCUUUGUGGAGCGUGCUCUUGUUCAGACAGUAGACUUUUGUUUUGUUCAUCUGUUUUCUUUGAGACAAACUGUACAGGUGUUCGCUUUGUUUAUAGUUGAGCUGUGUGCCUUUUGUUGAUAAAAAAUGUUUAUUUAUGUUAGUUUUAAUGUAACGUUGAUUAAAUAAAGAAUCGACUGAGGAA
Messenger RNA from Oryzias latipes (Japanese medaka), 3587 nucleotides. RefSeq names its product TCDD-inducible poly(ADP-ribose) polymerase (gene tiparp). The record is from RefSeq and is a predicted model, not a curated record. Gene Ontology annotation, molecular function: zinc ion binding; NAD+ poly-ADP-ribosyltransferase activity. Lineage: Eukaryota; Metazoa; Chordata; Actinopteri; Beloniformes; Adrianichthyidae. Gene Ontology annotation, cellular component: nucleus.